AUGCGAUUUGGAAAGCUGAACAAGUGUGUGGUUGUAGCAGUUGUAGCUACUCUCACCUUAUCUGUAUGCUCGGCGCUCAUUGAGGACGAUCAUGAGGACAAUGGCAGCGCUGGGGAUGAUCUUCCGAAUGUGACGACAUCCCAAUCCGCGCAAAACAUUUCAGACUCCGAGAGCAAACUCGACCCUACAGUAAGGCAAAGGACAUUCACGGUUUGCUACGGGAUAUUGUUCGAACGCUUUGACAACUAUUCCUCGUUGCUGCAGUCUGUUGCGUUCAACCGACUGAUGGGAGCGGAACACUUCUUUGUCUACAACCAGAGCGUAGGGCCAAAGGUGGAUGCUUUACUGAGACACUACCAGCAGAUGGGGCUGGUCACCGUGCUCAGGUGGCCUCCAUUCCCCACAGACAGAAGCUGGUACCAUAGCCAAAACGCGGCCAUAAAUGACUGCGUCUAUCGUAACAGGGGAAUUUCUAAGUUUGUAGUGGUCAUAGAUACAGACGAAUACCUUAUACCCGUUAGGCAUACGUCUUGGGAGGAAUUGCUGGAAGCCGUCAUCCACAAAGAGGCCAAGGAAAAUCAGGUACGCAGAGCUGCGAGCUUCACGCUAAGACACUCGUUCUAUUGUUACGGGGAAAACGAUACACCACACGAACCGGAGUGGACAUGGUUUAAGAACAACCUUACUAUUACAAAGGAAGAAGAGACAUUUAUCCUUCGAAACGACGUGCUUUUGUUCCAAGGAAUGUUCAAGAAAGAAUUGCUUGAUGCACCCAGGAGAUGUAAAACUAUUUACCGGCCUGAGUUCUCUAAACAGGCAGGCAUACACUACCCUCACAAGAUGUGGUCCAACAGGAGUAGGUCUAGCGUCGUUGUUGAUGACAGCAUAGGUUUUGUCGCUCAUCUUCGGUGGUUUUCCAAAAAAUGUCCCCAGCGCACUUCCUUGUAUCGCUUUUACAGAGAUUACUUACAUACACUGAGGAAAUACUUUGACGACUUCCAGCUACAUUUAUUGUCUUUGCAAAGAGGAAGAGAAAACGUACGCGCUGUAAAUCAAACGUAUUCAAUUCUGUCAUUUCUUUGAUGAGAAAAAAAUGUAGCCUACUGAAAUUCAAAAGUGGUGAGUUUACCCUCGAAAUGACUUAUGUGUUCUUAGUUAUGCCUUAAACCAAAUUAACAGUUGUUGCUUUCUAAUCAGCGAAAAGAAACACCAAUAAAUAACAUUCUAUUUCAUAAGAGUAGGGUUCCAACUAUGGGAUGAGCUGAAAGUUAAAGCCAUGCGUCAAUGUGGACGAGGAAAUAAAAUCAAGGUAUCCGACACUUGUAUGCCUUGUCUCUCAGUUUUUCAAGAUCCAGAUAUUUGCGAAAGUUUUCACUGGAUGUAAGCAACUCAACGAAGAGUUGUAGGUCUAGAUAUCUAGUCUACAGCAAUAGUAAAUAGUACUACAUGUAUUUACAGUGGAAUUCAGGCCGGAUUCAACAAGCUCGGAUUCAACGAGAACUCGAAAAUAACCCGGAUUCAACGAGCACUUGAAUCAACGAGCUCGGGUUCCAAGAGGUCCCUUCCAGAGUGAAUAGCCCCCGCCGACGUGGUUUCGCUUAUUUUUCUCCAAGAACGAACUUUAUCUAUUCCUGGAAACCAUCCAUUGUAUCUGCAAAGUGAACCAUUAUUCGUUUAGCCGAUUGCAUACGACCAAUCAGCGGCAUUUCUUCAUACCAACAUGUGC
Molecule: messenger RNA, 1726 nt
Organism: Aplysia californica (California sea hare)
Lineage: Eukaryota; Metazoa; Mollusca; Gastropoda; Aplysiida; Aplysiidae
Exons: 2
Coding region: 1-1083 (360 amino acids)
Source: RefSeq, a predicted model, not a curated record